Molecule: messenger RNA, 4849 nt
Organism: Thunnus maccoyii (southern bluefin tuna)
Lineage: Eukaryota; Metazoa; Chordata; Actinopteri; Scombriformes; Scombridae
Product: voltage-dependent calcium channel subunit alpha-2/delta-1-like
Exons: 40
Coding region: 269-3520 (1083 amino acids)
Cellular component (GO): L-type voltage-gated calcium channel complex
Molecular function (GO): voltage-gated calcium channel activity
Source: RefSeq, a predicted model, not a curated record
CCUUUCCUCCUUUUUUUGACACACGUCGUAGAUCUAGCCUACCGUUGCAUGAGACACACACUUCACGGUCACACACACUGCUGAACCAAAAAAAGCACACUCCUCAACUCCACCGGUGGGGGGGACAUAUAUACCAGAUGAGAUUUGUUUCCAAACGCGCACCGAUGGCGGUGUGAGGCGUUUGGCUGAGAAGUACGCACGGCGCUGUGGAUUUGUGGAUCCUUUUUCUUGUGCAUUUUAUCCCUGUCUGGAUCCUGGUUUAGGGGAAAUGGGCAAAGCUAUGGAUUACUCAGUCUGCCUACUUUUACUCCUGUCAACCAUUUCGUCUGUGUCGACCGGAUUUCCAACAGCGAAGAUGAUAAAGGAAUGGGUGGAUCAGAUGCAAAAAGACUUGAUCACAUUAACAGACACAGCCAGUGGCAUGGAAAACCUAGUACAGAUAUAUAAAAAUCAUCGAAGUCACUUCAGCGUGGAGUCCAACAAUCCAAGGGAACUGGUGUCAACGGCUGCAGGAAACAUAGAGAAACUGCUGGCAAACCGCUCCCAAGCCCUAAAGAGGCUGGCCUCAGAAGCAGAAAAGUUUCAAAUGGAGCACGUGUGGAGGGACGACAGUGAGUCCGACAAAAUUGUUUACUACAACUCCAAAGAUGACCUAAAUCAGACUGAGAAGAAGAACCGAUAUGUUCCAGAUGAUUUCCAAGUUGACCCUGACUUCAAACGACUUGUCUCCUACAACACCACCGCUGUCCAUAUCCCCACGGAUAUAUAUGAAGGCUCUACCAUCAUUUUGAAUGAGCUAAAUUGGACAGAGGCCUUGGAGGAUGUUUUUCGGAAAAACAAAGAGGAAGAUCCCUCAAUCCUCUGGCAGGUGUUUGGCUCUGCUACAGGAUUGGCUCGAUACUACCCAGCAUCACCUUGGAUGGACUUGAGCAACUCAGCCAGUAAGAUCGACCUCUACGAUGUGCGCAGACGACCGUGGUACAUUCAGGGGGCGGCGUCACCCAAGGACAUGCUGAUCCUGGUGGAUGCGAGUGGCAGCGUAUCGGGUCUCACCCUCAAACUCAUCCGAACGUCCGUCAGCAAGAUGCUGGAGACCCUCUCUGACGAUGACUACGUGAACGUGGUCUAUUUUAAUGAAAAGGCCAACCACGCAGCAUGCUUUGAGAACCUGGUGCAGGCCAACGUGAGGAACAAGAGGAUUCUGAAAGAUGCUGUGCAGAACAUCUCCGCUAAGGGCAUUACCAACUACAGAGGCGGCUUUGAGCUGGCCUUCAUGCAGCUCGCACAGAUGAACGUGUCAAGGGCCAACUGUAACAAGAUUAUCAUGCUCUUUACUGAUGGAGGAGAGGAGAGGGCAGAGGAGAUCUUUAAACAAUACAACCCCAAACAAGCGGUGCGCAUCUUUACAUUUUCUGUUGGUCAACACAACUAUGACAAAGGACCAAUACAGUGGAUGGCCUGUGCUAAUAAAGGAUACUACUAUGAGAUCCCAUCUAUUGGUGCCAUCAGGCUAAACACUCAGGAGUACUUGGAUGUUUUGGGCAGGCCCAUGGUUAAAGCUGACAAAAAGGCCAAGCAGGUUCAGUGGACCAACGUCUAUCUGGACGCCCUGGAGCUUGGACUGGUGAUCACUGGAACUCUGCCUGUCUUCAACAAGACCAACACUGGCUUAAAGAAAUCUCAAAACCAGCUCAUCUUGGGCGUGAUGGCUAUUGAUGUCUCCCUGGAAGAUAUCAAGAGACUCACGCCGCGGUUUACUUUUGGACCAAAUGGCUACUAUUUUGCCAUUGACCCCAAUGGAUAUGUGCUGCUCCACCCUAAUCUCCAGCCACUGACUGCCAAGUUUCAGGAACCUGUAACGCUGGACUUCCUUGACGCAGAGAUGGAGAAUGAGAUGAAAGUGGAGAUGAGAAAAAAAAUGAUUGAUGGUGAAAAAGGGGAUUACAUAAUACCUACAUUAGUAAAAUCCCAAGAUGAGCGCUACAUGGACCAAGGUCAGAGGACCUACACCUAUGCACCAGUAAAGGGGUCAGAUUACAGCCUGGCCCUCGUCCUUCCUGACUACAGUAUGCAUUACAUCCGGGCCACAAUUGGCGACACAAUCACCCAGGCAAAAUCGUUUUUGGGGAAAGAUGUUUCUGAAAGCCUGCUGGCAGACAAGUUUGAUGAAUAUGGCUACACAUUCAUUGCGCCAAGGGCGUACUGUAAGGACUUAAAGCCACCUAGCAAGAAUGAAAACAACACCGAGUUCCUCAUGGAGUUCAACAAUUACAUUGAUACGAAGACUCCAAACAACCCAAUGUGUAAUGUGGAGCUGGUAAACCGAUUGCUCUUGGAUGCAGGCAUCACCUCAGAUCUGAUCAAGAUUUGGAAAGAAAAUGAUAUGCAGCAUGGUGUCUCGGCCAGAUUUGUUGCCACCGAUGGAGGGAUUACACGGGUCUACCCCAAAAGUGCUGGGCAGUACUGGAAAGGAGAAGCAGAGACAUAUGAGUCAAGUUUCUACAAGAGAAGUUUGGACAAUGAUCUGUACAUCUUCACUCCAACACGAUACCGUCCUAACACAAGUGACGAUUCAAUCCUAGUGAGCAGAGCAGUAGAACUAAAAAUUGAUGAUAUCGUACUUAAACCAGCUGUGGUCGGCGUGACAUUGGACAUCAGUGCCUGGAUGGCGAGCUUCAUCAACACCACACAAAGGAUGAAUUGCAUUGAUGAGAUCUGUGGCUGUCAGCGAAAUGAUGCGGAAGUAGACUGUGUCAUUCUGGAUGACGGGGGCUUCCUGGUGAUGUCCAAUAGAGAUGAAUAUAUUGAUCAGAUCGGGCGUUUCUUCGGUGUUAUCGACCCCAUCCUGAUGAUAAACCUGGUCAACUCCUCCCUGUUCACCUUUAAGAAGACCUACGACUACCAGUCGCUCUGUUACCCCAAGACAGAGAGCAAGGCGGCAGCAGGCCUGCGAUCCGUCUAUGUGCCCACAAUUGCAGAUAUUUUGAAUUUAGGAUGGUGGGCAACAGCUGCAGCCUGGUCAAUACUCCAACAGUUACUGGUCAGCAUCACAUUCCCUAAUGUCAUGGACGCAGCCGAAAUGGAUGAUGAAUUGGCAGACGCCAUGAGUAAAGAGGUCUGCAUCAACGAGCAAACUCAAUACUUCUUUGAGACCAAGAACAUGUCUUUCAAAGGCACAGUCGACUGUGAAAACUGCUCCAGGCUCUACCAUGCUGAAAAGCUGCCCAAGACGAACCUGGUCUUUAUCAUUGCUGAUGCAAAACUCACCUGCUCAUCCUGUGACACCAAGCCAUUAACACAGGAUGAACAGCAAACUGAUGGUCCUGAUCCCUGUAAAGUGGCUCAAAAUCCUCGGUACAGGAAAGGCCCUUCAGUCUGUUUUGAUAAUAAUGAACACGAGGAGGACCCUGACUGUGGCGGGGCGUCCGGACUGAGUCCCUCACUUUGGUUAAUGAUGGCCCUUCAGCUGGUGCUGCUCUGGGUUCUGAAUGGCUCCAGACAUCACGCCAUCCCAUCAUGACCUCUGAACAAUCCUGAUCACACCCUCUCUCUCUUUCACCCUCCCUCUUUAUCUCCAACAUGGCAACCAGCAUGCAAUGCUGCCACCGAAAUGAUGAACGCCUGAUGAGAAGUGCUUGUAUCAAACAAACAAAAACCCUAUGAGCCCAAAUCCUGCCAGUUCCUUCUUUUGAUACUUUCUUUUUCAGGGGUUUCUCAAAAUGAUUUUACCAGGUGCAAAGGUACAAGUGAUGAAAGAAAUGUGUAACAGAACCCAACCUACAACUAUCCUUCAUCCCUUCACUGGUCCCUGCCAGAGGAAUCCAGAGAUUAUGAUUGGCGACUUCUGAACUUUCUCUGGCUUGAUGUCACUGAUGAAAGAGAUCAGACUGCCUUAUAGUAUCAGAGGGAUUUAAAUCACGAUGGGGGGGACUUUAUGUUUAUUGAAGAUGUUGAGCAGUUUUAUUCACUACUGCCAGAAACAACGCUGCUCUCUGCAAGUGUACAAUUUAUUUUGAAUUUCAAUUUGCAGUGGUUUGUUAUUAGGUAUUUAUUGUUUUGUGGUCAAGAAUUCAGCUAAGAUUGCAGUAAGAGAUGCCAAAUUGUUCCACCACAAACUCUUGCCCUUCAUUUGCCUCCAUUGGGUUGCUGAUACUAAUGUUGUCUCAGCCGGAUUUUUAGAUAUCACUUCCCAGAACGUUUUCACAGUGUCUCUGAGGGUUUGCAAGAUGCAUCGUUUUUACUUUCACUGCGGUGUUCUUUCAUGUAGAUACUGUAUUUGCAGUGUGGAAAUCAUGUUCAUUGUUAUGUUUAUGCACAGAAACCAACUCUUCAACUGCCACAGAGCGCCUGCUUCUGAGUGUAAGGAUUUCAACUUUGUAGCUGAUCAUCUAACCAUCAGCCCUGAUCAGGAGUGGUAAAUGUUAUCUGGUUUUCCCACCUUGGUGAUGGAUCGCUCCAAUGAAAACUUUGUUGCCAUAGCACGCAUUGACCAAUCAGGAUGAGCCUGGCUGAUACCCUAUGUGUGCUCAGUGCACAAAAUGUCUAGUGCCAUGUGGACUGCGUGACUCUGCUGAACCCUUUAGCUUUGUAGAAUGUGGCUACUGAAUUGAAAGAAGUGGUAGUAUUUAUUUAUUUUACAAUCUAUUGGUUAUUUGAAAGAAGCGUCAGGACAGCAUGCUACUGUUUGUUUUAUUGCCACUACUAAAGAAAAUGAACGGGAGACAUGAAAAUUUGUAUCUGACAUUUUGGUCAACAAGAAAAAGGAAAACGAUACAUUUGUAUUCACUGCUGUCACUUUUUAAAUUAAAUGACUACUGUCUGCACUGUGAUUCAAAGUGCAAACGUUUAA